Lactuca sativa (garden lettuce) is the source of this 649-nucleotide messenger RNA. RefSeq names its product root allergen protein. Gene Ontology annotation, molecular function: protein phosphatase inhibitor activity; abscisic acid binding; signaling receptor activity. Gene Ontology annotation, cellular component: nucleus; cytoplasm. Gene Ontology annotation, biological process: defense response; abscisic acid-activated signaling pathway. The record is from RefSeq and is a predicted model, not a curated record. Lineage: Eukaryota; Viridiplantae; Streptophyta; Magnoliopsida; Asterales; Asteraceae.
ACAAAAUCAUUCCUCUUCUUACAUAGUUUCUAUCUUGCAAAUUUAUCGAUAAUGGAUUUUUUCACCACCGAGAUUGAGGUGACUUCUUCCCUUUCCGCUACUAAACUUUUCAAGGUUUACGCAGACUUUGACACCCUCGCACCUAAGGUGGAUCCUCAGACUUUCAAAGCCAUCAGUAUUAUUGAAGGCGAUGGUGGUGUUGGAAGCAUCAAGAGCAUUAUCUUUGGUGAUGGUGUUCCAUUCACAAACUCAAAGCAGAGAUUCGAUGCAAUUGACGUAACCAAUCUAAGCGUCAGCUACACAAUCUUCGGAGGUGAUGCCUUGUUGGAUAAUGUUGACUCAGCCACUCAUCAUGUUAAGUUUGUACCUUCUGCUGAUGGUGGAUCUGUAUACAAGCACACGGCCUUGUUUAAUUGCAAACCUAAUACUCAGCUAGGAGAAGAUAUUCUUAACUUUACCAAAGAAGCAUUCAAGAACACCUUCAAGGCAAUGGAGGCCUAUGCCAUCGCUCAUCCUGAAGCUUACUAGUUCUUGAAUCAACAAGCAUUUCAAAAAUUGCUUUGAUUAUAGACUGUUAAAAAUGGAAAUGAUUUCUUUCUUGUGUUUUCCACUUUUUUUACUUAAAUAAAUGGAUGUUUGCUUUGCUUUA